AUGCUGUCAUUGGUCCUCCUAGGAUUUGGCGUUGCAUUUUCGCUGGGACAGAAUUACACAGAACCUCUUGUUUUGGAGGGAAAGUGUCUGGUGGUUUGUGAUGCGAACCCGUCUGCAGAGGGAGCGCUGACCUCUUCCUUCGGGAUAUCUGUACGAGCAAGCGGUGCUAAAGUGGCUUUCUCUGCACUCAGGGGAACGAACCAUGAACCUUCUGAUAUGAGCAAUACGCCUCUGACCAUCUACUUUGACCAGGUUAGGGAUUAUUUGUGUCUUUCAUGAUUUGUGUCUUUUCAUAGGCUAAUAUUGAUAAUGUAGACCACAUGUUUGUACUCUUUAGGACGUUUAACGUUUUUCUCAUUGCAGGUAUUAGUGAACAUUGGCAACCAUUUCAAUCUGCAAGCGAGUAUAUUUCAAGCACCAAGAAGAGGCAUUUACAGUUUUAGCUUCCAUGUGGUGAAGGUUUACAACAGACAGACUAUACAGGUACGUGUCUAGGGAGGUCUGUAUUGAGAUGCCAUUGAAUUGUGUUUUUUUCUUGUCUUUAUCAUACCCGUUGCAUAUAACACUCUGCAGGUAAACUUGAUGCACAACGAAUACCCUAUAAUAUCAGCUUUCGCCGGGGACCAGGAUGUCACUCGAGAGGCUGCGAGCAAUUCAGUCCUUCUGCACCUGGAACGGGAGGACCAACUCUACUUGAAGCUUGAGAGGGGGAAUCUAAUGGGUGGAUGGAGGUACUCAACGUUUUCUGGAUUCUUGGUGUUUCCACUCUAAUCACAACUCUCAAAUCAAGUUACUCUUUUUUAUUUUCUUCAAGGACGUUGGCCUCCCAUCCCUGGGCUUUAAUUAUGAAUACAUGUAUAACUGACUGUGAGAUAAAGUAGGCUAUAUGGGUAAUUUAUGACGAAAUUAUUCCGUGCUAUGAGGUUGGGAUUUGUAUUGCUGAAUGUGACUGAUUGUUGGUAUAUUAUUGCCUAUUCAAGCGAUUGUCAGUUGCGACCAUUCAGUCGCUAUCCAUGGUCCUGCAACCGCAGACACACUCGGUAGCUGUCCGUGGCGCUGAAAGCACAAAACGCAUCUCAAGCGUACAUAGCCAACAUGUAGCAAUUGAGCGUUGGCUCUAGUGUCAACGUUGUUGCAAUAGUGACAUUGAAAUAUUGUAAUCAAAUAAUAUUUUCCAAAGGUGUGCAAAUGUAGGCUAGCUGGCAUUUGGACCUAUAUUGCACAUUGAUACAGUGUUAAUUUUGGCACUCUUUUUUAGAUUUAGUCUAGUCUUAGUCAUCUUGACUAAAAUAACAUUGUUUUAGUCACAUUUUUCUCAUUUGAAUAAUGAUUAAGUCUAGUUAUUGUCAAAAUGAUGAAAACAGUGCGCCAUUUUAGUAAACUAAAUGCCCUUUAAUUUUAGUCACGUUUUAGUCACAUCACAUUUGUGUUGUCUCAUUAACCUAUACUAAACAUAAAUCACUGACUCCCAUGUGCACAAACAUACAUAGCCUUGUCCUAUCAACAUAAUUUUCAACAUAGCAUCAUAUUCUAUUCCCAACAGCAGAAAUAUGACAAACAUACACUACCGUUCAAAAGUUUGGGGUCACUUAGAAAUGUCCUUGUUUUCGAAAGAAAAGCAAUUUUUUUGUCCAUUAAAAUAACAUCAAAUUGAUCAGAAAUAAAGUGUAGACAUUGUUAAUGUUGUAAAUGGCUAUUGUAACUGGAAACUGCUGAUUUUUUAUGGAAUAUCUACAUAGGCGUACAGAGGCCCAUUAUCAGCAACCAUCAGUCCUGUGUUCCAAUGGCACGCUGUGUUUGCUAAUCCAAGUUUAUCAUUUUAAAAGGCUAAUUGAUAAUUAGAAAACCCUUUUGCAAUUAUGUUAGCACAGCUGAAAACUGUUGUGCUGAUUAAAGAAGCAAUAAAACUGGCCUUCUUGAGACUAGUUGAGUGUUGUGGGUUCGAUUCCCACGGGGGGCCAGUAUAAAAUAAAAAAAAUGUAUUCACUAACUGUAAGUCGCUCUGGAUAAGAGCGUCUGCUAAAUGACUAAAAUGUAAUGUAAUGUAAUGUAAUCUGGAGCAUCAGCAAUUGUGGGUUCGAUUAUAGGCUUAAAAUGGCCAGAAACAAGGAACUUUCUUCUGAAACUCGUCAGUCUAUUCUUGUUCUGAGAAAUUAAGACUAUUAUAUGCGAGAAAUUGCAAAGAAAUUGAAGACCUCAUACAACGCUGUGUACUACUCCCUUCACAGAGCAGCGCAAACUGGCUCUAACCAGAAUAGAAAGAGGAGUGGGAGGCCCCGGUGCACAACUGAGCAAGAGGACAAAUACAUUAGUGUCUAGUUUGAGAAACAGGCGCCUUACAGGUCCUCAACUGGCAGCUUCAUUAAAUAGUACCCGCAAAACACCAGUCUCAACGUCAACAGUGAAGAGGCGACUCCGGGAUGCUGACCUUCUAGGCAGAGUUGCAAAGAAAAAGCUGUAUCUCAGACUGCCCAUCUUAAUCUUUUCUUUUUAUUGGCCAGUCUGAGAUAUGGCUUUUCGUAUUUCCAAGCCACUGUAAUGCACUUUUGACGAAGCAUUGAGUAGAAUGCUCAGUUGGGCAUCAGUCCAAAACGAACAUUCAAAAAACUAUUGUGAGGAAACAUGCAACCCAUGAAUAGCUAGCUAAUGAGGUAACAUGACUGAACAAGGUGUAGCCUAAACAAAUGGUUAAUGGUCUGGUCUGCAAGUAGCCUAGUUUUAGAAUGGCCUGCGAUAUGCUUUAUGAAUGUAAAAUGCUGCCCGCCAAUGCAAGACAGAAAUAAAAAUAUUUAGUGCUGGUAUUAUGGGUAAUAUCUUUUGGACAGUUAGGGGUAGAAUCAAGCUGUUUUCUCUGAGGAAGAGAGGGAGACUUGGCUAUGUUGGCUACAGAACCUGGUUAUGAAAUACAGUGGGAAAAGUUGAGCAAGACUACAAAUUCAAAAACAGCCUACUUUUCUAUACUCAAGGGAGUUAAAAACAUAGCUAGACUGUUGUUUUAUUAUUAAACUCAAUGCUGCUGUUGUUUUUAAUUUCGUAAAGUAGCUUGUGUUUCUUAACCAGUCAAAGGGUAUCUAGCUAGAAGGCUGGUGGUGACUGGUUAGCUACGGGGAAGAGAGUGUAUAAAUGGAGGCAGAGCCCGAGCGGAACCUGUAUGCUUGUCUGCCCACACUCAUUACUUGCUCCCCCGCAGCUCACCAGCUAAUGUAGGCUUUGUGUGCAGGGUGUGGCAGCGGUCCUUCCCACUGCUGAACAGAACUGCACUGCUAACUGCUAAUAUUAAUUGUGCUUAUCACUGAAAAGUUCUCAAUCUCUCCCAGAUAAUGUAGUCUUGUCUUGUUUUAGUUAACUGAAAUGUUUUUUUUUUUUAGUUAUAUAUAAAUAUAUAAUACUUUUUUGGGUCAGUUAUAGUCUCAUCAAUUGCCACUGAAAAAUAGAUGUUUGAGGAAUAUUGUAGUCACCAUUUUUGUUUAACUAAAUUAACACUGCAUUGAUAUUAUGUACUGGACAAUUUAACCUCUAAAUAAAGAUAAGUGACUAGAACCUCUCUCUCUCUCUCUGUGUGUGUGUGUGUGUGUGUGUGUGUGUGUGUGUGUGUGUGUGUGUGUGUGUGUGUGUGUGUGUGUGUGUGUGUGUGUGAAUAUGCACCAGUUAGACCUCAGAACUGCUGGCGUGUGACUGCUAAAUUGUGUAGCUCUUUGUUUUUACAUUUUAGUCAUUUAGCAGACGCUCUUAUCCAAGAGUGACAAUAUAAUAAGUUCAUUCAUCUUAAGAUAACUAGGUGAGACAACCACAUAUCACAGUCCUAGUAAGUACAUUUUCCCUCAAUAAACAAGUUAUCAGCAAAGUCAGUGCUAGUAGGAAAAGCAGGUUGUUGUUUUGUUUAGAGGGAUUUUUCUGAUGUUGGUGCUGUAAUUGGAUAUGUCAAUGACCGUAUGCAAAUGGUUUUGUGUGUGUACAGUAUGUAAUUUUGGGUGUAAGUGUGUGUUAGACUAGAGGGAGGGAGAGAAAGAGGGAGAGAUAGAGAGAGAGAGUAGACAUCGUUUUCAUUACACCUAUCUAUACCUGUGACACGUGUAUCAUUUACCUUGACAUUAUAAACCCCCCACUCACUCUCACUCUCUCUCUCUCUUUCUCUCUCUCUCUCUCUCUCUCUCUCUCUCUCUCUCUCUCUCUCUCUCUCUCACUCUCUCGCUCUCGCUUAUCCAUGGGGAAACUGUAUCCAUCUUAUCCCAGCAGCAGUCAUGUCUGGUGAGCGUGCACCCCUGUGCCAUCAGAAUAAAGUACUCAGCUCAAUAGCUCCUCAGCGUGUGAGCAUGGCUUUAGCCUUUUGAUGUCUUUCCUCUUCCUCUGAGUUCACACUGAGAGCAGUGGAAUGACCAAGGACAAAAACAAUCUGUGCUGCGCCGACACCUGGCAUGUACAGUGGGGGAAAAAAGUAUUUAGUCAGCCACCAAUUGUGCAAGUUCUCCCACUUAAAAAGAUGAGAGAGGGCUGUAAUUUUCAUCAUAGGUACACGUCAACUAUGACAGACAAAAUGAGAAAAAAACUUCCAGAAAAUCACAUUGUAGGAUUUUUAAUGAAUUUAUUUGCAAAUUAUGGUGGAAAUAAAUAUUUGGUCAAUAACAAAAGUUUCUCAAUACUUUGUUAUAUACCCUUUGUUGGCAAUGACACAGGUCAAACGUUUUCUGUAAGUCUUCACAAGGUUUUCACACACUGUUGCUGGUAUUUUGGCCCAUUCCUCCAUGCAGGUCUCCUCUAGAGCAGUGAUGUUUUGGGGCUGUCGCUGGGCAACACAGACUUUCAACUCCCUCCAAAGAUGUUCUAUGGGGUUGAGAUCUGGAGACUGGCUAGGCCACUCCAGGACCUUGAAAUGCUUCUUACGAAGCCACUCCUUCGUUGCCCGGGCGGUGUGUUUGGGAUCAUUGUCAUGCUGAAAGACCCAGCCACGUUUCAUCUUCAAUGCCCUUGCUGAUGGAAGGAGGUUUUCACUCAAAAUCUCACGAUACAUGGCCUCAUUCAUUCUUUCCUUUACACGGAUCAGUCGUCCUGGUCCCUUUGCAGAAAAACAGCCCCAAAGCAUGAUGUUUCCACCCCCAUGCUUCACAGUAGGUAUGGUGUUCUUUGGAUGCAACUCAGCAUUCUUUGUCCUCCAAACACAACGAGUUGAGUUUUUACCAAAAAGUUCUAUUUUGGUUUCAUCUGACCAUAUGACAUUCUCCCAAUCCUCUUCUGGAUCAUCCAAAUGCACUCUAGCAAACUUCAGACGGGCCUGGACAUGUACUGGCUUAAGCAGGGGGACACGUCUGGCACUGCAGGAUUUGAGUCCCUGGCGGCGUAGUGUGUUACUGAUGGUAGGCUUUGUUACUUUGGUCCCAGCUCUCUGCAGGUCAUUCACUAUGUCCCCCUGUGUGGUUCUGGGAUUUUUGCUCACCGUUCUUGUGAUCAUUUUGACCCCACAGGGUGAGAUCUUGCGUGGAGCCCCAGAUCGAGGGAGAUUAUCAGUGGUCUUGUAUGUCUUCCAUUUCCUAAUAAUUGCUCCCACAGUUGAUUUCUUCAAACCAAGCUGCUUACCUAUUGCAGAUUCAGUCUUCCCAGCCUGGUGCAGGUCUACAAUUUUGUUUCUGGUGUCCUUUGACAGCUCUUUGGUCUUGGCCAUAGUGGAGUUUGCAGUGUGACUGUUUGAGGUUGUGGACAGGUGUCUUUUAUACUGAUAACAAGUUCAAACAGGUGCCAUUAAUACAGGUAAUGAGUGGAGGACAGAGGAGCCUCUUAAAGAAGAACUUACAGGUCUGUGAGAGCCAGAAAUCUUGCUUGUUUGUAGGUGACCAAAUACUUAUUUUUCACCAUAUUUUGCAAAUAAAUUCAUAAAAAAUCCUACAAUGUGAUUUUCUUGAUUUUUUUUCUCAAUUUGUCUGUCAUAGUUGACGUGUACCUAUGAUGAAAAUUACAGGCCUCUCUCAUCUUUUUAAGUGGGAGAACUUGCACAAUUGGUGGCUGACUAAAUAAUUUUUUUCCCCACUGUAAAAGUCCGUAAUCAUACCUCUCUCUAGUCCCGUUUGUACCUGAUGCUAACAUGGGUCCUUUGUCCUGAUCUUGUCUACAUUCUGAUUGUGCCCACAUUUCCAGAAAUGUGUCUACACAUGUUAUUUAAAUGUGUCUGUUAUCCAUCCAUCCACUGUGUCUGCAUUGUUACCAGAUUUCCUGGUCCCUUUCUUUAUGCAAAGUAUUUCACAGCUAUUCUUUCAAAAUAAUAUUUAUUUAGUUAUUGUAAGACACAUAUUGAUAUAAUCAGUUAAUCGUGACACCUGUCAAUGAUUUUAGAGGGAGGAAUAAUUUAAAUGUUUUCUCUGUCCAGAUCUGUCUACACUAUAGUCUACACAUUGCUCGUCUGACUGCCUCCGGAGGUGGGCAGAAUGAUCUGGUCACAAUCAGAUCACAAUGUGUAUUUUGAUUGUCUACACCUGUCUAAGAAUGUGGCCAAGAUCAGAAUGUGGACAAAAUCACUACAAAAGUUAGAAGCAGGUAUAAUCGGGGCUAUUGAAACAUCAUGUGUAUUUGCCCUUUCUUAUCGAGAUGGGAAGUGUCCUUUUCCCAGAAACCCAGCCGACUUUUAUCCUGGCUGUACCUUGUUAACCCUGACUUUUAACGUGUUUGGAAAACACGGCUGCGUUUACACAGGCAGACCAAUUCUGAUAUUUUGCCCAAGUAUCGGCAAAAGAGCAGAUCUGAUUGGGCAAAAGACCAAUUAGUGGAAAAAUAUCAGAAUUGGGCUGACAGUGUAAACACAGCCCACUUGGCCCACAAAAUGCUGUUUUUUCUCUUAAAUGAAAAGUAACUGCAUGGUUUAAAAAAUGUAUCAUAGGCUGCAUUUACACAGGUAGCCCAAUUCUGAUCUUUUCCCCAAUUAUUGGCAAAAGUGCUGAUCUGAUUGGUGAAAAGACCAAUUAGUACAAAAAUAUCAGAAUUAGGCUGCCUGUGUAAACACAGCCAUUGACAUAUGCAUGAAUAUAGCUUUUCUAGCAGCGCUACUUCAAUGACAUAGGCAGCCCAAUUCUGAUAUUUUUUCAACUAAUUGGUCUUUCGACCAAUCACAUCUGAUGUUUUCACAUCUUUUUCAGAGCUGAUCUGAGUGGUCAAAACACCAAUUAGUGAAACAAAAGAUCAGGUUUGAGCUGCCUCUGUAAACAGAGCCAUAGUUCCUUGCAAGAAUUUACAAAAACAACAGCAUAUGCUAGACUUAUUGCUUGUCAGGAAGAUGCUAACGUUGCAUUUCUUCUAGGUGAUCUAUAGUUGUUCCAGUGUGUUAAUGAAAGACUAUUCUAUCACUGUCUCUAAAUCACCACAUGGUUUAUGUUACUUAAAUUAGUCAUUUAGAUUCUGCUGAAAUUGCAUUCUGCUUCAUUUGAAGACUUGUGUUAUUAUUUAGAUUACCCCAGUUGAACUAUGUACUCCCAUCUGCUUCUCACAGUGAUGACCACACACUAUUUCAUUCUGAAUACACUUAAAUCAGUUUAUGCAAAAUAUGUGUUUUGUGCAUAGAUUUUAUAUACAGUACCAGUCAUAAGUUUGGAUAUACCUACUCAUUCCAGGGUUUUUCUUUAUUAUUACUAUGUUCUACAUUGUAGAAUAAUAGUGAAGACAUCUAAACUAUGAAAUAACACAUAUGGAAUCAUGUAGCAACCAAAAAAGUGUUAUAUUAUAUUUGUGAUUAUUCAAAGUAGCCACCCUAUGCCUUGAUGACAGCUUUGCACACUCUUGACAUUCUCUCAACCAGCAUCACCUGGAAUGCUUUUCCAACAGUCUUGAAGGAGUUCCCACAUAUGCUGAGCACUUGAUGGCUGCUUUUCCUUCACUCUGCAGUCCAACUCAUCCCAAACCAUCUAAAUUGGAAUGUGGUCGGGUGAUUGUGGAGGCCAGGUCAUCUGAUGCAGCACUCCACCACUCUCCUUCUUGGUAAAAUAGCCCUUACACAGCCUGGAGGUGUGUUGGGUCACUGUCCUGUUGAAAAACAAAUGAUAGUCCCACUAAACGCAAACCAGAUGGGAUGGCGUAUCGCUGCAGAAUGCUGUGGUAGCCAUGCUGGUUAAGUGUGUCUUGAAUUCUAAAUAAAUCACCAACAGUGUCACCAGCAAAGCACCCCCACACCAUCACACCUCCUCCUCCAUGCUUCACGGUGGGAACCACACAUGCGGAAAUCAUCCGUUCACCUACUCUGCGUCUCACCAAGACACGGCGGUUGGAACCAAAAAUCUCAAAUUUGGACUCAUCAGACCAAAGGACAGAUUUCCACCGGUCUAAUGUACAUUGCUCGUGUUUCUUGGCCCAAGCAAGUCUCUUCUUCUUAUUAGUGUCCUUUAGUGGUGGUUUCUUUGCAGCAAUUCGACCAUGAAGGCCUGAUUCACACAGUCUCCUCUGAACAGUUGAUGUUGAGAUGUGUCUGUGACUUGAACUCUGUAAAGCAAUCUGAGGUGCAGUUAACUCUAAUGAACUUACCCUCUGCAGCAGAGGUAACUCUGGGUCUUCCAUUCCUGUGGCGGUCCUCAUGAGAGCCAGUUUCAUCAUAGCGCUUGAUGGUUUUUGUGACUGCACUUGUUCCGGAUUGACUGACCUUCGUGUCUUAAAGUAAUGAUGGACUGUUGUUUCUCUUUGCUUAUUUGAACUGUCUUGCCAUAAUAUGGACUUGGUCUUUUACCAAAUAGUGCUAUCUUCUGUAUACCACCCCUACCUUGUCACAACACAACUGAUUGGCUCAAACACAUUAAGAAGGAAAGAAAUUCCACAAAUUAACUUUUAACAAGGCACACCUGUUAAUGUGACUAUCUCAUGAAGCUGGUUGAGAGAAUGUCAAGCGUGUGAAAAGCUGUCAUCAAGGCAAAGGGUUGCUAUUUUGAAGAAUCUCAAAUAUAUUUUGAUUUGUUUAACACUUUUUUGGUUACUACAUGAUUCCAUAUGUAUUAUUUCAUAGUUUAGAUGUCUUCACUAUUAUUCUACAAUGUAGAAAAUAGUAAAAAUAAAGAAAAACCCUGGAUGAGCAGGUGUGUCCAAAAUUUUGACUGGUACUGUAUAUACAGUGGGGGAAAAAAGUAUUUAGUCAGCCACCAAUUGUGCAAGUUCUCCCACUUAAAAAGAUGAGAGAGGUCUGUAAUUUUCAUCAUAGGUACACGUCAACUAUGACAGACAAAAUGGAGAAAAAAAACUCCAGAAAAUCACAUUGUAGGAUUUUUUAUGAAUUUAUUUGCAAAUUAUGGUGGAAAAUAAGUAUUUGGUCAAUAACAAAAGUUUCUCAAUACUUUGUUAUAUACCCUUUGUUGGCAAUGACACAGGUCAAACGUUUUCUGUAAGUCUUCACAAGGUUUUCACAAAUUGUUGCUGGUAUUUUGGCCCAUUCCUCCAUGCAGAUCUCCUCUAGAGCAGUGAUGUUUUGGGGCUGUCGCUGGGCAACACGGACUUUCAACUCCCUCCAAAGAUUUUCUAUGGGGUUGAGAUCUGGAGACUGGCUAGGCCACUCCAGGACCUUGAAAUGCUUUUUACGAAGCCACUCCUUCGUUGCCCGGGCGGUGUGUUUGGGAUCAUUGUCAUGCUGAAAGACCCAGCCACGUUUCAUCUUCAAUGCCCUUGCUGAUGGAAGGAGGUUUUCACUCAAAAUCUCACGAUACAUGGCCCCAUUCAUUCUUUCCUUUACACGGAUCAGUCGUCCUGGUCCCUUUGCAGAAAAACAGCCCCAAAGCAUGAUGUUUCCACCCCCAUGCGUCACAGUAGGUAUGGUGUUCUUUGGAUGCAACUCAGCAUUCUUUGUCCUCCAAACACGACGUGUUGAGGUUUUACCAAAAAGUUAUAUUUUGGUUUCAUCUGACCAUAUGACAUUCUCCCAAUCCUCUUCUGGAUCAUCCAAAUGCACUCUAGCAAACUUCAGACGGGCCUGGACAUGUACUGGCUUAAGCAGGGGGACACGUCUGACACUGCAGGAUUUGAGUCCCUGGCGGCGUAGUGUGUUACUGAUGGUAGGCUUUGUUACUUUGGUCCCAGCUCUCUGCAGGUCAUUCACUAGGUCCCCCCGUGUGGUUCUGGGAUUUUUACUCACCGUUCUUGUGAUCAUUUUGACCCCACGGGGUGAGAUCUUGCGUGGAGCCCCAGAUCGAGGGAGAUUAUCAGUGGUCUUGUAUGUCUUCCAUUUCCUAAUAAUUGCUCCCACAGUUGAUUUCUUCAAACCAAGCUGCUUACCUAUUGCAGAUUCAGUCUUCCCAGCCUGGUGGAGGUCUACAAUUUUGUUUCUGGUGUCCUUUGACAGCUCUUUGGUCUUGGCCAUAGUGGAGUUUGGAGUGUGACUGUUUGAGGUUUUAGACAGGUGUCUUUUAUACUGAUAACAAGUUCAAACAGGUGCCAUUAAUACAGGUAACGAGUGGAGGACAGAGGAGCCUCUUAAAGAAGAAGUUACAGGUCUGUGAGAGCCAGAAAUCUUGCUUGUUUGUAGGUGACCAAAUACUUAUUUUCCACCAUAAUUUGCAAAUAAAUUCAUAAAAAUCCUACAAUGUGAUGUUCUGAAUUUUUUUCUCUCAAUUUGUCUGUCAUAGUUGACGUGUACCUAUGAUGAAAAUUACAGGCCUCUCUCAUCUUUUUAAGUGGGAGAACUUGCACAAUUGGUGGCUGACUAAAUACUUUUUUUCCCCACUGUAUAUACAGUGAGGGAAAAAAGUAUUUGAUCCCUUGCUAAUGUUGUACGUUUGCCCACUGACAAAGACAUGAUCAGUCUAUAAUUUUAAUGGUAAGUUUAUUUGAACAGUGAGAGACAGAAUAACAACAACAAAAUCCAGAAAAACACAUGUCAAAAAUGUUAUAAAUUGAUUUGCAUUUUAAUGAGGGAAAUAAGUAUUUGACCCCUCUGCAAAACAUUACUUAGUACUUGGUGGCAAAACCCUUGUUGGCAAUCACAGAGGUCAGACAUUUCUUGUAGUUGGCCACCAGGUUUGCACACAUCUCAGGAGGGAUUUUGUCCCACUCCUCUUUAAAGAUCUUCUCCAAGUCAUUAAGGUUUCGAGGCUGACGUUUGGCAACUCGAACCUUCAGCUCCCUCCACAGAUUUUCUAUGGGAUUAAGGUCUGGAGACUGGCUAGGCCACUCCAGGACCUUAAUGUGCUUCUUCUUGAGCCACUCCUUUGUUGCCUUGGCCGUGUGUUUUGGGUCAUUGUCAUGCUGGAAUACCCAUCUACGACCCAUUUUCAAUGCCCUGGCUGAGGGAAGGAGGUUCUCACCCAAGAUUUGACGGUACAUGGCCCCGUCCAUCGUCCCUUUGAUGCGGUGAAGUUGUCCUGUCCCCUUAGCAGAAAAACACCCUCAAAGCAUAAUGUUUCCACCUCCAUGUUUGGUGGUGGGGAUAGUGUUCUUGGGGUCAUAGGCAGCAUUCCUCCUCCUCCAAACACGGCGAGUUGAGUUGAUGCCAAAGAGCUGGAUUUUGGUCUCAUCUGACCACAACACUUUCACCCAGUUCUCAUCUGAAUCAUUCAGAUGUUCACUGGAAAACUUCAGACGGGCCUGUAUAUGUGCUUUCUUGAGCAGGGGGACCUUGCGGGCGCUGCAGGAUUUCAGUCCUUCACGGCGUAGUGUGUUACCGAUUGUUUUCUUGGUGACUAUGGUCCCAGCUGCCUUGAGAUCAUUGACAAGAUCUUCCCGUGUAGCUCUGGGCUGAUUCCUCACCGUUUUCAUGAUCAUUGCAACUCCACGAGGUGAGAUCUUGCAUGGAGCCCCAGGCCGAGGGAGAUUGACAGGUCUUUUGUGUUUCUUCCAUUUGCGAAUAAUCGCACCAACUGUUGUCACCUUCUCACCAAGCUGCUUGGCGAUGGUCUUGUAGCCCAUUUCAGCCUUGUGUAGGUCUACAAUCUUGUCCCUGACAUCCUUGGAGAGCUCUUUGGUCUUGGCCAUGGUGGAGAGUUUGGAAUCUGAUUGAUUGAUUGCUUCUGUGGACAGGGGUCUUUUAUACAGGUAACAAGCUGAGAUUAGGAGCACUCCCUUUAAGAGUGUAAUCUCAGCUCGUUACCUGUAUAAAAGACACCUGGGAGCCAGAAAUCUUUCUGAUUGAGAGUUACAUCAAUGUUGCUUAAAAAUCCUAACCUUUUUUUACAUUUUGAGAUAUCCACACAUACAGUAUACAAAAUUAACAUCUACCUUGACAAGCAUUAGUAUUGGGAGACAGUUUUCAUUCAUUAUUCAGUUGUCUAUGUGUGGAUAGGUCUAUGAUAGAAGGAUGGUGUUUUUCCUUGUGAGUGUGUUAGUUUUAUUUUUGUGCUCCUAGAACUUCCUGCUGACUGUUAGGAAAAUCUCCCCCUAAUGGUUCACGGAGGCAGUGUGUAAAUAAUGAACAAGGGCAUCUGUUCAAAGCUGUUAUUUAAUAUUUUCCUUAUCCUGAUUAACUCAAUAGGCAGGCAUUAGCGCUUCACAUUGUUGUUCGUCAAGAGUAUUCUUUGACAAAGAUUGUCUGAAUUCAUAAUAAAAGUGGUAUUUUAGAAUGAUCUAUUGCACUCCUCCUUUUGGAGUGGUAAAAUGUCACUUUCUUUAUUAUGAUAUUUUGAUAUUCAUAUUCUUCAUUAAAUCUUAUUGAAUGAAUGCCAAGCCCAUUUUCCCAUGGUAACCUUGACAUGAAGGUUGAAUGGGCAAAAUCAUUUCCAUAUUUACCCACCAAGGACAGAUUCAAUCUUCAUCCUGAUUGUCAAACAAUAUAUUUGGCUACAUCUGCAUGUGUAGGCAUCCAGCUCAAAGUAAUCUCAUACUUAAUUGAAGCUGUCACUGGAUGAGCAUGCAUGGCGUUCCACUGUAUUAUCUGAAACUGUGCUGCAUAAGAACCCCUAUAAUGUGAAGAAGAUACAUACUGCACUGGAUGAGAAGUCUUCUGGGGUUAGUGAUGGCAGAUGGCAUGGCUUUCAGAAUAAAGCAUCAAUAUGACCAACUAUUCUGCAGGGCCAAGAACCCACUGUAAGUACUGUGAUUAUAGUGUGACUCUGCAUCCUAUGAGUGGUUUGAUGGAAAAUAAAACAUACAAUAAAUAAAAAAUAUGCUUUUUUUAUCAAUAUUAAUUAUGAAUAUGAAUUACUCUGCAACUCUUCCAACUAUUUACUUUUUUCACAACUGCCACCAGUUUGGCACCAAACCAUUUACAACAAGGACAUAUUGACAUAGCAAAGUAAUAAAAGUGUGUAAAAAUAUAAAGGAUAUUAAAUGUGAAAUCACUAUGUACUGAAACGAGUUACAUUUAGGAUCAUAUUUAACAGCUUUGUCAUUUCAUGUUUUAAAAUAUAAAAUCAUCUUAUUUUAUUAUUUUAUAUAUUCUACAUGUUAUAAAAAUUCCAUAAAAUCAUUGAAAGUUUACACAAUUCUGGUUGUUUACUGGUAAACUUAGAAAGUUACCAGUAAGAUACCCUCCCUUUGCAACUCUAGUCAAAGUGCAUUAAGACAGCAGGCAACAUUGGUCCGAUGGUUGGGACAGCUGGCAGGGCUGAAGUUACUUUGCAGUCGCCUGAGAGAUACAGGAGCCAGAGACACAUGUUGAGAAGAGGAGAGUUUCUAUUGGACAAAUUCAGGUAGAUCCCUCCCUGUUUCGUUUGCUUCUGUUUAGGAAACGUUUUGCAACAGAAUCGGCGUAAUGAAUACGCCCCUAAUCUCUGAAGACUGAGAAGCACAUACUUUUAAGUUCAGAGUAACAUUUCAAAAUGAAAACAUUCUGUAUAAUGAUUAAGAACAGACAGACUAUGUUAUCUGUGAAUAUGUCCUUUAUUAGCAGUUUAUUAACAGUCAUAAACACCCCUCCUUUAACUGCAUUGAAGAUCUGCAAUAAGUCGGUGUACAGCCUUUCAAAAAAGUGUGUAUAAUUUCUUUUUUUUUGGGGGGGGGGGGGGGGGUUUAGACAAACCAUACGUUUGGGUGAGACGUACCAUAACAAGUAUUCUACCAUAGGUAGCAUUUCAUGACCUGAAAAGUAACAAGGUGAAGCAUUUUUCCCUUAUACUUACAGUGACAGGCAAACAGUAAAGUUUAGGCUACACAAACGAGCCAUUAUCCUGAUAUAUGGUUAUACACAGUCGAUGACGAUUAGUUCUCCCAAAUUACAGCAUCAGAUGUGUGGUAAUAAAAUGUUCUUCCUCCAUAUACUCAAUGUAAUUCACAUGCAAUGAGAAACCAUCACUGCGGCAAAAUAAAAUAAAAAACUUUACUAAAGACUCAGCAGAGAGAACUUUCAGAUAUCAAAAUCAUACUAGCUAGUAGCUACAGUACUAACAAACUGGUUUAAUGUAAGACAACAAACCACAUGGGACAAUGCAGAAAUGUUGAGUGUAGUAAUUAUUAGAAGUCUUUGUGCUUUAUAUAACAAAACACUUGGUCCAUCAAAACACAAUUAACAGAAAUAAUCCAACGCUAAAAAAAUUAAAAUAGAUUUGAUUAAGGUUCAGCUUCAAUCCUUUGCUUUGAGGUUGGGAGUAUAACUGUAUGCUCACUAUAUAUGUUAGUUGCUGGCAUUGGCUGUUGGACACAUCACUAGAUAUGGAGACACUGUACUUUGUUACAUGUACUGAAAUCAAAUUCACAAAAAAGAAUUGUAACAGCCAAGAAAAAUGUCAAAAAGUUAAAAACAAGGACUAUGUCACUGAUCUAAAAUGUGCAAGAAAGUCCAAUUGAGUUUCAUUUAACCCCUUCAGUAGUGCUUUUCCUGCAAGUAAUCUUUCAUCUUGUUUGGCAAAGGCAACUUCUGGAUAAGGUCGAUCCGUGUGUACUGACGGAUGACAAACCGACAGAGGUACUGCAUGGAGCGCACCUGCAUAAACCUUGAGAUAGGGUUUGUCAGUCUGACAGGAUACGUUGCAGUCCCUGGUGUGCGAGAUCGUGAAUAGCAGAAGGCUCCACUCUCAGAAUCUAUGAUAGAAUGUUCAAUGAGUUCCACAAUUGAUAUGUGACCCUCCACAUCUGGCUGUUCAUAGAAACUGAAACUGCCAUUGGAGUGUUCGAUCCUGGUGUGGAGGGUCUUACCCUGUGAACGAAAACUCAAGCUCAAAAGAUAACGAUCAUCUGAGCUGUCUCGCACCAAGAAUGACCCAUCUGGCAGGCUGGCAAGUUUUUCCUCAGCUUCCCAACGCGUUAUAGGACCCCAGUACCAACCCUGCUUGGCCAGUUUCUUUAGCUCUACUGUAAGGCUGGUUACAAUCAUGGGCCCACUGUGCUGAACAGCAUCAUAAACCCUGCCAACGCCAGGGGCUGAAUUGGGGUCAAAGUUGAGAUGAUGCAUCACUCUCUCCGCACCAUGUGAGUGAGAAGAACCACCAUAUACUAGGAAACUCCUUCGGAUGUGACUGCCAGGUAGAAAAGGGGAGAGAGGAGGCUCUAUUCUAGAGUCUUGAAUCAAGGCACAUUCAGCAUCAUAGAGCAGUCGAUUCACUGAUGGGUCCAUGAAUAUGUCUGGUGACAUCAGCUUCUCCUGGUCAAUGGGCUCUUCCUCUGCACAAGGAGAGAAGCGCUCAGGCUGAGGCACCUCAUCCAUUGGAGAGGAACUAUCCAAGCCUUCUGCAGGGUCAAGUUCAUAAUCUAAAGGCAUUGCAUAGUGAAUAUAGUCCUGAGAUGCUAGUCCAACGAUUGCAGGUACAUUUUCAUUGUCAAUACCUAGAUGCAAAUCACCAUUCUGAGGCUCAGUGUUCUCGGUUGAUUCCUGAAAAGGCCUAUCCCUUUGGGGGUCAGGGAAUUCUUUCAGAAUGCCAUUCAGAGAUGGGCUUGGGUCUGAUGAGUGUAUCAUAGCUUUCACUUUCCCAUCCAUCCUAAGGCAUGUUUCCUCAGAAUUUGCUGCCCUGAGCACCCAUGGUGUGGGGCUAUAAUGGUGACUACUAGAUCUUAGAUGGCGUUGUGAUUUGACGUCAUUAAAGAAUAUGGGUGCUGAGGAGCAUGAGAAUGUGUCAUCUUCACAGGUCACCGAUGUGGAACUUUCCUUUAUUUUAUUUUUCUGUUUUGCAGAAAGCCUCCUUUUCAGUGAUCCCAUAA
This is a messenger RNA of Coregonus sp. 'balchen', 16008 nucleotides long. NCBI's taxonomy places the organism in Eukaryota, Metazoa, Chordata, Actinopteri, Salmoniformes, Salmonidae. The record is from the annotation of a GenBank genome assembly.